Molecule: messenger RNA, 2007 nt
Organism: Ailuropoda melanoleuca (giant panda)
Lineage: Eukaryota; Metazoa; Chordata; Mammalia; Carnivora; Ursidae
Gene: ANHX
Product: anomalous homeobox
Exons: 9
Coding region: 16-1449 (477 amino acids)
Biological process (GO): regulation of skeletal muscle cell proliferation; skeletal muscle fiber development; regulation of transcription by RNA polymerase II
Cellular component (GO): transcription regulator complex; nucleus
Molecular function (GO): DNA-binding transcription factor activity, RNA polymerase II-specific; RNA polymerase II cis-regulatory region sequence-specific DNA binding
Source: RefSeq, a predicted model, not a curated record
CGAGCCUGACACGGGAUGCAGAGCUUCCUGAGGCUGCUGAGGGAGACUGGGGGCCGCGGACCACCCUCGGGAGAGCUGGUGACUCUCGCAGGCAGGCUGUGCCGGGACCUCCAGGAUGACCCAGCCCGGGCGCGGCCCUUGGUCAGCGCCGUGUUGGACAGCCCGCUCCGCCUGCACCUCCUGGACAACGCGGACGUGGCCCUCGUGUGUGCCCGAGUGCUGGCCCAGCAGGAGCAGCACCAGGCCGCCUGCCGGCUGCUGGAGGGUUGCCAGGUGCCCGGAGGCAGCCAGGAGCUGGUGCAGCUCUGGAACGACAUUCACUACCGUCUGGUCAUGAAGCGGCUGGGCGUGGCCGUGCUAACCCCAGUCCAGAAGUUCCGCUGCAGAAAGAGGAACCCGCCGCCGCGCUCGCUCUGCCCCGACGGCCUCAAGAGCCGGAACUUCCCCAGAGACGUCCGCCGGAAGCUGCACGACUUCGCCUCCGGCGUGAGCGCCAACCCCAGCAAGGCCGACCGGGAGAACCUGGCCUUGGAGACGAGCCUGAGCGCAGAGCAAGUGUACAACUGGUUCGCCAAUUACCGGCGGCGCCAGAGGGCCCUUGAACGCCGUCCGCCGGCCCCGGACGACACGGCGGAGGACCCCGGCGCGAGGGAGAGGGCCCCGGGCCCCCCGCAGCCCGCCGGCCACCCCCGCCCCGGCCCUGGGGGCGUGCACAGGCCUCCGCGGCCAGCAGGACGGGAGGAAGAUGGGCCUGCACAGUCCAGGGAGACCACUCAGGGACCGUGGGAGUCGCUGGCCCUGGCCCCAGACUUUUCUGGAGAUGAGACUCUGCCGAAGCCACUGCCUGCCAGGUCUCUGCAGGGUGGUGAGAUGUACCAGGAGGGGCCUGGCCAUAGUCCUGCCACUCUCCCCCACAUCUGCCCAGGCCCUGGCCUCUGUCCUCUGACUGCUGGCAAUGACAUGCUGGACCCUUCUAUGGCUGCCCCUGAGUCGUGGCUGAUGUCCCUUGCACUGGCAUCCUCCAAGGAAGUUUCCUUCCAGACUGGGCAGCUGGUCCGUGGCCACGGGCUGGACCUCAUGAUGCGCCCUGCAGAUGCCGCUGUGGCCGUGUCCAUCACUGCCCUCAGUGAGCCCAGCUCCACAGGAUUCGCUGACCCACCUGUUGGCAACCCCCCGAGCAUGUACCUGGAGGAAGGUCCAGGCACCAGCGGUGGCCAGGCAGCACAACAGGCGGGCGGCUUCCUGGCGACACAGCCUCCCGAAUUCCUCCUAAGCCAGAGCCCCCUGGAGUUGGCACCGGGCCCCUCCUUCCCCAGCCCUGUUUCUGCUGUGGACCUGAGCCAGCCCUUGCCUUCCACCCAGGUGCAGUGGCCCGAUGGCCAGGCCUCCAGCGAUGCCUUCUGGGGAGCCAGGAUGCUGCUUGAGCUUUCUGGGGGCAGCCUGGGUUGAGAUGUCCCUUUGGGGUGUCCAGCCAGUGCCCCUAGGGGAGCAGGUGUGGACGUCUAGCCUUUCAACACAUGUUACAUAGAGCUUUAUUCUGACUGAAGAGAGGACCCCAGAGUUCCUUGGGGGUUCCGGAGAGAAGCAUUGAGGCUGCGUAGCCCCCUGCCGUGUAUGAAUAGUUUGGUUGGCAGCUCAGUUUAUCAGAGGAAGCAUUUGAGAAGCGCUCUUGAGCUCAGAAGCCCAAGGGGUCUGUUUCACUCAGGCAACGGGAGAUUGUGGAGUCAAGCUCCUGGGCAGGUUCUGGGCCGGGAAGGCCUUUCUGGAGAUAGCACUGCUGUCUACCCUCCCUGCCCUGUGACAAGGCCAGACUUCACCUAGUUAGGCUGAUGAGUGCAGCAUGGGCAGUGUUCUGACAUUUCUGUGUCUUGGGGGUGGGGGGCUCCUACAGAGGCCGGUGUGGGUGGCAUGGCUCAGGCAGGGUGGGACAGGGUGCAUUUUCCCCUAAGGUUGUAAUUCAUUGUGUUUGUAAAAGUUCUAUUCAAUUAAAUUACAGUUCAAGGUUCA